This is a messenger RNA of Amoebophrya sp. A25, 2823 nucleotides long. The record is from the annotation of a GenBank genome assembly. Lineage: Eukaryota; Dinophyceae; Syndiniales; Amoebophryaceae.
AUAUUCCAUGGGAGCGCGAACCACCAAACAAUCUUCAUGCUGAUGGGCUGACCGACAUUGAUAUUGAGGAAGACGAAGACACUCGCAAAGCUUCGAGUUUUGUCGUUCUUUCAACUGGCAUGUCGGCCGCGGAGCCCGUGAAGCCCGUGGAUUUGGAUGCGGUAAGAAAAAGCUAAUAAAACCAUUUUUCUUCUCCACAGACUAAAGCAAUUUCAGACUUGUUACGAAAGCUUCAUGAAUGAAUCAAAAGGGUGCUACAUCAACGAGAUCAGUUUUAUCUUUUUUUUUUUCGGAAACGGAAAGUCCAAGUCGCAUCUUGUACCCGUGCUCGUCCUGCCUCAUUCUUUAGGCCGAUGCCCUCGUGGGCAAGAUUGGCGAAGAGAGCAGCGAUGCUGACGGAGGGACGGUAUAAAUAUGACGAUACAAAGCAACUAGUAGAGCAACUACUUUUGAUGCCUCAUGAAGUAGGAGUUUCGGAAUUGUGUAUAAGAAAAUGAAGAAGAUAUUACAGGCUGAUCUUCAUUCUUGUCUUCACUAUCUAGUACUUUCGAGUUUUGUCGUUCUUUCAACGGGGGUUGUAUAGCAGGUCGGCAAGGAGGUAUGCGAUAUAUAGAGAUAAGAUGAACAUGAGAAAAGAGAACUACCACCAGACAACUUCGUUCUCCCGCAAGUACAAGUGUGGGCUUCGAAAUUAUUGUCUCGAAGAAGAUGAAGGCGCAGAAAGUUCUACAACUCCAAUUAUUAUGACCACUAUAAUCUACUUCGAAGACUAUGAUGGGAUGAUCUUUUCAAGAACGACUACUAGUUUCCUUGAAAGUAAUAUCUAUAUCACUUCUUGUCUUUCAUAUUUCAGGCUGCGACGGCUUCUGGUAGUGGUACAGUUUCAGUGAGCCAAGAACGCCGAAGGCUGCUGGAGGAACUAAGAGCAAAACUGAAGGAACAAGAGGGCUUGUUGGGUGAGCUGGAAGAACAGCUAGAUAUGCAAGGUGAUGACAACGCAGGAGAACGUAAUAUCCCAGAAAGUAGUGGAUUCCCGAACGCAGCGAGCGCAAGCGCGGUACCUCUUCUAUAUAGUUAGGCGAACCACUAGCACCUAUAAAAAGUUUGAGUUUGACAAUGUUUCACAUGUUUGUUAAGUAGUACUUCUUGCCAUUCUUGUGCUUGUCUUUCGUUCAUCUUCAGGCUCCGGUGACUGCAGGGACUUUUGCCGUGACCCCAGAGCUGAACGAGAAACUACAAAAACUACAACAAGAAUACGCUGCCGCUCUUGGAACACAAGAGAACAAUGCGGCACAGCAAAUAAAAUACCUGGAAGCAAUGCAACACACUUACGGUUUGUCGCAAGUAGGCAUUGAAGCGCAGAUGCAGAAGCUGCAAAAAGCCGUUCUUGAUGGGAUGGCGAGACUGGGACUUGCAGGCGGAAACUUGCAUGCAGGCCUUGAUGCGGUCCAAAGUGGACUGAAGGUAUCUUAUAAAGUCAGGAGAACAAAAAUUCCACCUUGUGAUAUUUUUCACGAGCUGCCCAGACUAGUUGGAAGAUAUGCACAUUUCGCAUCCUCAUUUGACCGCCUGCUUGAAAUAGCUUUGUUCUGCGUACAAGAAAAAUACAACAGGUGGAACAAGAAGAUAUCAAGUCCUUCAAGGAUGAAAGAUCAGUUUGAUCAUAUUUUUCUGAAACUCCUCAGAAUAAACUCCAUAUCCUCACCCAUUCUUCAGGCUGUGAACGGCGCUAAGAUCUAUGACAGCACGGACGGCGACACUUCGAAGAUACGUAUUGUGCCAAUUGAGUGGAAAGGUGACGCAGACGGGGCCAACUGGGACUUCCCAUUUCUGCAAGUAGACAGCAGCACAAGUAGUAGUAGCAAGGUGGCUGCAGUACUAAAAACUGUUCAGUACGUGCAAAUCCCAAAAGAUAGUCUCUCUCAUUUGCGGCCUUGGCGCAAUUACUAUCGCUUCGCCAUCGACGGUUCGAAGGGAGGUAGAGGUUGGCUUCAUGAGAUGCAGCGACAGGCCAGUUUGCUCAAUGACCUUGGUCUUUUUGUUGCGAUGUGCCGCCAUGGGUUCGACGACGUCUCCGUGUCUCUCAGAUCAGAUCCCACGAAUAUGAAAAUCGCAACACACCACUGGUGGAGUGCGGUCGUCAAGGACGAACCUGCGUUCCAAACGCUAUUCGGUCAGAGAUUUCUAAGCGAGAUUCAGAAUAGCAAAAAGGAAAUCAGAAUUCGAUCGAUCGGCUGGUGCAGCAAGUACUUCGACGGCAACAGCGAAAAUCCGUGCCCCCCCGGUUGGUCGUCCGACUCUAGAGGAGAAGAGAAUGUAGCUGGCUUUAGCGAGAAGCUGCACCAUAUGACGUCCGACGAAUUCGGUAACCCUGAAGCUUUUCGUCUCCAAGUGGAAUGUGCCGCGCCGAGGAACGAUCGUCCCGAGAUAUUUGGGGUGUUUCGCAGGGUAUUCGUUGAGUUCUGGUGGAGGAAAGAGGCAUGAAGGCACGCAAAGGUAUCCAGACUGAUUUUUGUUGAAGAACUCUACUCAGUCAUCUAGAUGGUGACCAAUGCGGUCGACCUUGUAGACGCCUACGAUUUUGCGAUGUGCAGGUGUGGCGAAUGAAUUGUUGACACUGCAGAUGAUUCUGAGAACUACAACUACAGCACCAACAAACAUGAGUAUUUUUGUGCUUUGUACCAUUUUACGACGCUGUAUGAUGAAAAACAAAAAUAAAAAGAUGGGGAUGCUGACAUUAUGACGAUUUUUAGACUUCUACACCCAGACGCUGGAUGCCGAAAGUAAUCGCGCAUGUCUAUCUAGUCCUCGGCGGUAGCUGAU